Messenger RNA from Spodoptera exigua (beet armyworm), 4912 nucleotides. Lineage: Eukaryota; Metazoa; Arthropoda; Insecta; Lepidoptera; Noctuidae. The record is from the annotation of a GenBank genome assembly.
CUCUAGUGCGCGUAAUGUAAUAUGGACGUACAGACGCAACGCAAAGCAAACUUUGCCUUGAUUGUUUAAUAAUUAGUGGAACUAGUGACAUUAUUGACAAAAUGGAAGCAGUUGAAGAACCUCCGCUUCAAAAUUCAACCGUAGAUAAUAUGAAAGUAACAGUAAUGUUUGAUGAACACAACGAAAACGCUGUGGCUUCGGUAGCUACUGAUGUAUGUCACAAAUCAAACGGCGUCGCAGAAUCCGAGUCUGCUGAAGUUGCUCCAUUAGAAAGUAAUUCGGUUCCAAGAGAGGAAAGCAAAUGUGAGCCUGAAAGUGCUGAAACAUCUGUAGAUGUGAAGGAUAAAACGCAGGAUAUUGACAAACAAGCAUCAGAAGCUGCUGUGCCAAAAAUUAAUGACCCCACUGACACAAAUGUGGAGGAUAGUCGGACAGCCAUUGAUGAUUCCUCUUCCACUAUACUUGAACCAGCCGUUAUCAAGGAAGUUGUAACAGUUGCUUCUGAAGAAGAAACUGUUUUGGAAGUUGACAAUAAUGUACAGGUAUGCUCAGAUAGAGUCACUUUUCAGACUGAGAUAUUAAUUGAGACAAAUGAUAAUGAUUUGACUGAAACAGUUACUGAAGAAUUGGUUGUUGACGAUCAGCACUCCAACAAUUUACUCAGUGAACUUGGGCAAAGCAUUGAGCUUAGUGAAGCUUUACGCUCAUCAGAUGUAAGUGAUAGUGUAGAAAAUAACAAUAGUUCUGUUAGACAGGAAGUGUUCAAUAAAGAGGAGCUAUUGGAUAUCUUGGAAGGGAAUAACGAAGCCCAAAGUGAGUCAGUAAAUUUGAAAAAUGUACCAUCUACUGAAAUGCUUGAAACAACUAUAGCUUUGCAACAACUUAAUCGAUUGAAAAAUGCAAAAAAGCGUGGCCAAAAUGAAAGAUUAUCAAGAAAUCGAAAAAGUGAUAAAAUUGAGAAGGUGGUAAAACAAGAAGCCCCACAUAAACAGAAAGCUAGUGUAGAGGAAAACUUAAGAGAAAUUGUGAAAGGUACAGAGGAAAACAUAGUCAAUGUGCUUGUUAAAGAAUGGGAUGAUGAGGAUAUGGAUGGGGAAAAGGCAAACAAGUUGCAAGAGAGUGAAAACUUGAUAAAAAAUGCUGAAGAUAGUGUCAAAACUCAAGAAGGAGCUACUAAAGAAGAUGAUCAAGCAUCAGCUCGGACAUCCAUUGAUUCAUCUAGUGAUGGAAAAUUACAAGUCUUAAACAGAAGCAGUGAUGAGGGAGCCCCACAACGCAGACUUGGUAGAGUUAUAAAGAAAAAAGUAAUAUUUGAUCCUGAUAACCCAGAUACUUUUACUAAAACGAAAUCUGUCACUAAAAGCAAAGAACCAAGUGUAGAGAAAGAUGUGACUCCAUUAAAAAAAAUAAAGACUGAACCAACUUUUCAGAGGACCAAAUCUAAAUCACCUAUUUCAAAAUUACAAUGGAAAAAGCCUUCACCUAAGAACUGUAAACAAAAUAAGCGAUUGACUGAAGUUGAUAAGUUAUUAAUGGAUGAAGGAGCUGUAAAUAUGAUUUAUCAGCUCACUCCUGAAGCACCAAAGGGGAAAAAGAAUAUGAAAACCAAAGCAGAAUUUAUUAAAAAAAUACAAAGUUCAACACCUGAUUCAAAAGAAAUGAAAUUCAGAGAAAGGAAAAAGGAGUCGAAAUAUGAAGAAGGAGAAGCUAAAAAAAUUUUAGGUGGUAAACAGAGAUCAUCUUUAAGUAGUUCAGUAAAGUCACCGUCGGUCUCUGAAGACUUUGAGGCACAUAGUGCAGAUGAUUCCAUUAUUUAUAGACGGCACUCUUCAAGUUCUUAUUCUAGUUCAUGCAUGAGUCCACGACGGUUAAGCGAUGUAGAAUCUGGCUCUCGUAAUCCUCCACAAAACAUAAAGGCUGAAGUCCAGAAUCAAUCUGCUGGUGAGAGCACUAAUAGUCAGCCUCUGGCUGAUGUAUUCAUGUCAGAUAUUACAGACACAAUCAGACCAGAUGCAAUAAAUAAGGAUGAUUGCUUAUCUAUAAAAGAGAAACUUAAUUCUAAAUUAAAUCUUGCCUUAAAUAAAAGAAAGCGUGAAAUAACAAAAAUUGAUAAACCAUCAAAAAUUAAAAAAGUUAUGAAGUCUGAUGAAAGACCCAUUGUAAAUAGUGAAGAUUUCAAAUACUUGUCCAUUAGCUUUGAUCAAAAAUUAGCCGAGAUCCGUAUUCAGAAAGUAGGGUCCAGAUGUAAUAUUGAGAUGUUAAAAGAAUUAGAAAAAGCACUACAAGUGGUUGGAGCUAGAAGAGACAUAUCAGUGACACUCUUGUCGUCUGAGUGUGCAACUGCAUACUCUGAUUUAGACUUAAGAUCAUUGCUGGAUGAGAGUAUUGAGAAAUCAGCAAACUUUGCCAAUGAGAUAGCUGAAUCUGUAAGAUCUCUAUUACAAACAGUGGAACAACAUAGCAAGCUAUUAUGUUCUGGGGUGAAUGGUAGAUGUUCAGGUGUUGGCCUGGCAUUGAUUGGUCUAAGCGAUGUGGCGUUAGCUUCUGAACGAGCAAGUUUUGCCAUCAGCCCUAAGUCACAUGGGGGUGUUGCUCCGAUAGAGCCAGGUGCUGCGGCAUUUACAACAUACAGACUGCUGCCUCAACCAUUGCUGAACGAUUUGAUUGUUUUCGGACGUCGUUUGACAGCAUCGGAAGUGUUGCAAGGUGGAUUGGUAAGCCGUACUCUAUGGCCCGAGAACUUCAAUGAACAAGUCCAAACGAUCGUUAAAGACAUCGCUGCACAACCCGCUCGAAAUAUCUGGCUAAAAAAACGAAUACUGAGCAUGAAGAAAGGCGGAUCGGAGUCUACAUUCCUGGGAUAUUUGGAGAAGGAGCGAGAUUUACUAGUGGAGUAUUGGACUUCGGCAGAAGGACAGGAAAUCUUACGUGCAACAUACAACGCCUAAUUUUUAUAACAAACAAAAAAUAUAUUUACAUUUUCCAAAUAGUCAAAGGACAGUUACAGGUCAAUGUUUUGGAUGACCAGACCACACAGUUCCUUGCAACGAAUAACGUUUUCUUGAAUUACGAAAACUAUAUCUAUAUUGAAAACAUAUUUAUUUAAAAGUUAUUUGCAUAUCCAGGUAUUCAUUUAAGGGUUAUUCAUAAUGUAUAAUGGCUAUACAUAAAUGACAAAUUGUCUGACUGACAUCAAAAUUACUGUAAAUUAUUAAUAAGUGUUUGCCCAACAAAUGUAUUUGUAUAGGGAUUAGGUAUUGUGCAAAGACUGCUAUUAGUGCGAAGGUAGGCAAGCAAGAGUGAGUGCAGGAAGAUUUUGUAUGGGUUGAUUUAAUUUCUGAGCAGAUUAGAUCCUUGGUGUUGAUAGGUUAAUAGUUAUAGAAUAUUAUGUUAUGUUAUAGAUGAAAUUGUUUAUGUCCUUGUUUAAGAUUUUAUGAGUUUAUGACUAAAGGUUUAGCAUAAUUUUCUUUUACAGCCAAAGUUUGCAUUUACCGCUUUAUUUAAAAACAUCUUGUACACAGUAUGCCGGGGGCGAUGGAUCACGUACCUAAAGCUUAAAAAAUGUUAGUAAGUAAAGCAGUAACAGAUAUUUUCGAAAUAAAUAUCUGAUGCCCGACCAGUUAUGUUUUAUAGAUUACACUAAGUAUUUUUCAUUCCAUUUAUAAUGGAACAUCUGAAAAAAAGAAUGUUAUUAUAUCUUUUAUCCUUUCCUUGGUUAAAGACCAUACCAAUAAAAUUAUUUUAUUUUCAUAUUUAUAAGUGUACCUACCUAAUGGUAAAUUUAUUUCUUUUGGUUAAAAUAAAGUGCCUUUUAUAAUAUUGAAAUCGAUUAUAUAUUUUGAGUAUAAACAAAUGUACUAUAAUUAUAUACAAUAUUAGAGUGCUGACCCUUAGAAUGAGUUUUCACUAACAUUGAUUGGUGCACAGACAUCACAUGGUAUUGGAAUAGUUAUGGCCGCUGAUAGUUGUUUUUGAAGAAUAGACCGAAAUUAUAUCGCCUGUUUGCCGUGUUUCAUUGGCAAUGGUUUACUGAAGCAACGUGAACAGGUGGAGUGCAUAAGAUGCACUCGCUAUAAUGCACUUUCACCACAUAGUACAAAUAAUUGUGUGGUAUGCGAAUGUCGCGAAUAGUCUAAAAUUGUUAUUCGAACGUGUUUAGAUUUGUUAGUUGAUAAAUAUUACUAUGGGUUGAAUUAUGAAUGUGUAAAUACGUCGUGGUGAAAAGGGUUUGAGAAAACGUUUAAUUAUUAUAUCUCAUUAAUUCGGUUAGUGGUUGAUGUUGGAAUAAAUGAUGUGUGUACAUAUUGGAUUUAAUGUUGAUGGAUUAAUGCUUUUAUUGAUGUGACACCUUAAUGUUUAAUGGUACUUGUAGCAAAGUAUUCCACAUUGUGUUGUUUUCUAGUUGUUAAUACCUGCCACGUAGUUUGUGUUUACCGGAAUUGCUCUAACACUGUACAAGCGACUAUUUACUUUAUUUAAUAAAUAAACUAUAAUGUUCGUACAUAAGCUGAGCAUCUCAUAACUUUCACAAGUAUUUAAAAGUUACAAGUGAGUGUUGUUGACGCCUUUGAUUUUGUCGUACUAAGUAACUAAUGUUAAGGUUAGUUUCCUAUUAAUAAUUUCACUUUCAAUUCCCUAUACGAGUUCAAAACUAAAAACUUAUCAAUGAGAUGUCAUUUUCUUCAAAUAUUCUUACUUCAGUGUCAAAUCCAAAAAUAAAUUACUCUUUUAUAAAAAUAUAAUUCUUAUUUGAAAUAACUCAAGUGUAAAGGAUUUUCUUUUCAUUUAGAAAAUAAUACGUUUUAAGUAAUCAUUCAAAUAGUUAAGGUCAUUUAAAUUAUGGGUUAAAUAGUUUUAAGUCACAGAAUUAUGUUACAUCCGAGUAUGUGAAUAGUGUAAAAUUAUAACUAAG